Molecule: messenger RNA, 4871 nt
Organism: Clupea harengus (Atlantic herring)
Lineage: Eukaryota; Metazoa; Chordata; Actinopteri; Clupeiformes; Clupeidae
Gene: ficd
Product: FIC domain protein adenylyltransferase
Molecular function (GO): protein binding
Source: RefSeq, a predicted model, not a curated record
AUUCCGCUCUGUACACUCCCAUACAGCAGGUGGCGGCAUGAGCAACAAGAUAGUCAGUUAAACUCAAAGAAGGGGAAGAAGAAGGAGAAGCAGCCUAUCACGAAACACUGAUGUGUUAGUUUGACACAUCUACUUACGGCCAAUGAGAAUUCCAUAACUACCGGUAUAUAUUUUACCAAGUCUGUAGAUAAUGAUGUUAACGUCAACAACGAUACAGAAUUCACGUCAAACUAUUUGUUUUUGAGGUAUUUCUCUGCUAGAGGUAAUUUUCAUCAGCUGUCUACAGUCAUCAUCAAAUGGUAGGCUACACACUGCUCAAGAUCACCACGAUGAGGUUAUAGAGAUCACCUGCGUGUAUCUGGAAUGAUACCGCGACAUGUCCUAGACCUUGUGGAUCGUCAGAGAAGAGGUGUUUGAUGGCUGCAGUAGUUCUUUGGCGUCAAGCUAAUGUUGCCAUCCCGGUUAGCUGGAGCCCCCUUAUUUGUCUUCUGCUGGGCUCCAUACUGUUGUUGCUGUUGCCCUCCAUUGGGCUGCAGGAGCAAUGCUGUGGUACUCUGACAGGCUUCGCCCGCUGGCGCUGCCAGUUGUGGGGAAGCCCAAAGCAUACCACCUCCCACUCAUCAAGCCUCACUGUUUCCUUUGCUUCCUUGGACCUUCUGCCUUUGAGAGAAAAGCCAAGUAAAGAAGCUAAGUUGGAAGCGCGCGCUGCCCUCCAGCAGGCCAAGGUGAUGAAACAUGAGGGCAAGCGGGAGAAAGCACACAAGCUCCUGGUGCACGCGCUCAACAUGAAUCCUGAUUAUGUGGACGCUCUGACAGAACUAGGUACCAUCCUGGAGGAGGAGAAGGAUGUGGUCCAGGCAGAUCAUCUGUACACCAAAGCGCUGGCCCUCUCUCCGUGUGACAAGCGGGCUUUAGUGAGCCGUGACCGUACACUCCCUCUGGUGGAAGAGAUAGACCAGCGCCAUUUUGAUAUCAUUGACAAAAAAGUGCGGCAACUCAUGUCCAUUUCCAAAGGAAAUUCUGUCUUGCGCCGUGUGAUGCAGGAGACUUACUAUCACCACAUUUAUCACACGGUGGCCAUCGAGGGGAACACGCUAACACUGUCUGAGAUUCGGCACAUCAUCGAGACGCGCUACGCCGUUCCAGGGAAGAGCCUGCAGGAACAGAACGAGGCCAUCGGUGUGGACGCCGCCAUGAAGUACAUGAACACCACCCUGCUGUCUCAUUCUGGUGCCAUCACCGUCAACGACAUCCUGGAGAUCCACCGCCGCGUGCUGGGCCACGCCGACCCUGUGGAGGGGGGCCGGCUCCGCACCGGUCAGGUGUUUGUGGGCCACCACAUCCCCCCUCACCCACAGGACCUGCAGCGGCACAUGCAGGAACUGGUGCAGUGGCUCAACUCCGACGAGGCGCUUAACCUUCAUCCUGUGGAGCUAUCUGCACUCGCUCAUUACAAGCUGGUGUACGUGCACCCCUUUGUGGACGGCAAUGGGCGCACCUCGCGGCUCCUAAUGAACCUGGUGCUAAUGCAAGCUAACUAUCCGCCCAUCACCAUCCGCAAGGAGCAGCGCUCGGAGUACUAUUUAGCCCUGGAGACGGCUAACGAGGGGGACAUCCGCCCCUUCAUCCGCUUCAUUGCCAAAUGCACCGAGAUGACCCUCGACACGCUGCUGAUCGCCACCACGGAGCACGCGGUUGGCCUGCCUGCCGCCAGCCAGAACCACGGCUGUCAGGAUUGCAGACAGACCAUUCCCUUUCACAACUGAGCGGAUACUUCAAGUAGCUGAUGGAAAUUUCCUUCAGGCCUUUAUAUUUGGUGGCGGUAUGAUUGUGAAGAACUCUUUCAACAGGAGGUUGGAACUAAUGGGUUAUGACAAUAACUUUGUGAAUGGGUUUUGGUUUUACCAGUCAUUAACUUUCUUCAGCUGUGGUAUCCACCCCAGAAUGUUAUCACUCUUACUCAAUUAUGAUUAGAAGAUUAUGCUGCCAAUUCCUUUGUUGCAAUGUUGAAUUUGACAUUUCCUUGUUUGUUCACACUGUAAAUGAUCAAGUUACAUUGCUUUAUGUGUUCAUUCUUAAAAUGAGCUGCCAUUUCCUUAAAUGAUGGCCCAGAUGUCCGUUCUGAAUAUUCACCCAACACCACAGGAUUCUCUUGGGUCAGAAGCGGAAAGUCAUGUUUUAGUUCCAGUAGACGGAUAUAUGCAGUUUAAAGCAGAAUUAUCCUGAUGCCCGAUUCCUGAUGUGAUUUCUCAACACAGUGCAAUUCUUUGGGUUUGUAGUGUGCCAUUGUGUUGGCGAAUGCUGACUUUAGGCAGGCUUGUGUAAUGUCAAAUUAAAUUAUUUUACUAUUUAAAAAAAAGGUUUAUAAAAUGAUCAUGCCAUUUAUUGUAGUUAUAGCAUGGAGCUUAUAUAUUAUUUAUUAUACUGUUGUAGGAGACACUUAUUUGGUCAUAUAACACUUAUCUCUGUCCUGAACAAUAGGCAGUAUUGAAGCUUUACAAACAUUUAACAAACGUUUAACACGUACAAACGUUUAACAUUGUGUUCUUUCAUGAAUUACACAUCUACAUUACAUGUCAGGACAAACCUUUCUAAAAGAAUGAAUGAAUGUAAUGUAUCCCCUCAAAUCUGAUUUUAAGUAUGAGGGAGACCUCAGCAAAGCAAACAAAGUUCAAAAGACUUGCCUACACGGACUUUUAAUGUGACUGAUAAACAAACCUGGCUUUUCCUGUUCACAAUUCUCAAGAUAAACAGUGGUUGGGUCUGGAGUUGUUACAGUACAGCAGUGCAGUUACAGCACACAAUAGUAAGUUGGUUGUUGGUAACCCACCUAUUAAGUGUGAAUGUACAGCCAGCCUGGAAGUAUUGCAAAAUAAUCCACUCCAUUGGUCAUUUGCUCUGGUCCCAGAUGGCAAAAGGCCGGUGGCCCACGGUUGGCCCAGGGUUGGCCCAGGGUUGGACCACGGUUGGCCCACGGUUGGCCCAGGGUUGGACCACGGUUGGCCCAGGGUUGGCCCAGGGUUGGAGCACGGUUGGCCCAGGGUUGGCCCACUGGGGGCAGAGCUGGCAGUCUGUUCAUUGGUGUUCGGGCUGUCCAUAGGUGAAUUACAGACAAACGACCCACUAUUAUAAACUUUUUUUUCUUUAUUAAUUCAUACUUCAUUAAUAUUCACCAACCUGUAACAUUUGUAUAGAAGGUUACCAGUUGCGUAACGUAAGUCUUUAAUUGACCAGUGCGUAACGUUAGUUUUUAAUUGACUAGUGCGUAACGUAAGUCUUUAAUUGACCAGUGCGUAACGUAAGUCUUUAAUCUGACCAUUCUUCACCUCGAGAGCCUUUUAGUGGCAUGAAUGUCUUCUGUUUAGAAGCUAUGCCAGACUAGGCCAACAUUUGGUUAUUUUCUUAAUAUCCACGCCCAGUGAAACUAAAGAUGAUGGUGGUCCGCCCAGUGAAACUAAAGAUGACGCUUUACAAAAUAUGUCCGUACACUUGAGAAAGCAAAAAAGACUGCAAACGCUUUUGCCAGGCCAAUAGGUGGUGAUAAAGUCUCCAUCAAUGAUACCAAAGAAGACCUUUCUGAGCUCGCUUUUUGACCUUACAUGCUCAAUACACAAAGCAAGAAUGGGUAUGAGCGAAUUGAGACAUGUUAUCUUAUCAUGUCUUACACGUCCACACAGAUACACGUUAAAAAAGUCUUCACUUUUGCAUGUGGCCCAAACAGAGGGAAAGGUUUGUUUGGCUAAACAUCCGCAUGAGCGUGGACACAGCGUCAUUUCAACCAUCAACCAUUCAUUAGUUCUGGUCAAAUAAGAGUCUCUUCUGCUUCAUUCAUUAGUUCUGGUCAAAUAAGAGUCUCCUCUUCUUCAUUCAUUAGUUCUGGUCAAAUAAGAGUCUCUUCUCUUCUUCAUUCAUUCAUUCAUUAGUUCUGGUCAAAUAAGAGUCUCUUCUUCAUUAAUUAGUUCUGGUCAAAUAAGAGUCUCUUCUUCAUUCAUUAGUUCUGCUCAAAUAAGAGUCUCCUCUGCUUCAUUCAUUAGUUCUGGUCAAAUAAGAGUCUCUUCUUCAUUCAUUAGUUCUGCUCAAAUAAGAGUCUCUUCUCUUCAUUCAUUCAUUCAUUAGUUCUGGUCAAAUAAGAGUCUCUUCUUCAUUCAUUCAUUAGUUCUGCUCAAAUAAGAGUCUCUCCUCUGCAUCAUUCAUUCAUUAGUUCUGGUCAAAUAAGAGUCUCUGCUUGCUUCAUUAGUUCUGGUCAAAUAAGAGUCUCCUCUGUUUCAUUCAUUAGUUCUGGUCAAAUAAGAGUCUCUUCUUCAUUCAUUCAUUAGUUCUGCUCAAAUAAGAGUCUCCUCUUCUUCAUUCAUUCAUUCAUUAGUUCUGGUCAAAUAAGAGUCUCUUCUUCAUUCAUUCAUUAGUUCUGCUCAAAUAAGAGUCUCCUCUUCUUCAUUCAUUCAUUCAUUAGUUCUGGUCAAAUAAGAGUCUCUUCUGCUUCGCUCAAAUAAGAGUCUCCUCUGCUUCAUUCAUUAGUUCUGGUCAAAUAAGAGUCUCUGUUUCAUUCAUUAGUUCUGCUCAAAUAAGAGUCUGUUCUGCACCAUUUGCACACAAUGUCAUCUGCCUUAAUCUGGAACUCAAAAGCACAGGGGGUUGAAUACUUGCGCAAGUAGUAUAUUUCAGUUUUCAAUUCAUUGUUUUAAUGUUAGCAGACAAAUAAAAUAUAUUGCCUUUGGAAAAAUAUGUGUAUCUUUCAGGGGGUUGAAUACUUGCCAUGGUAUUUUAAUGGCUCGUUGCCAUGGUAUUUGAAUGGCUCGUUACUUGGUUUCAGUGGUUUGGCAAUUGUUAUUGUCUCUUUACCUUCAAAUAAAACUUAUUUCAAUGCUUCAAAA